CUCGGUCCGCAGAGCUGAGCAGAGAUAGCAGUCAGCUGGCACUUGCACGCCGCGCAGGCUAACUCGCUUUCGGCUUUGAAUCGAGAUGGAGACCCGACGGACCAAGAGGAGAUCCAGCGCUCACAACUUCAAGUGUGGACUCUCUCUGUGGUUGAUCCUGUGGUUGGUGGUGGUAAAGCCAUCAGGAGUGGGUGCAUGUCCCAAGUUGUGUGUGUGUUAUCCCACUCCCAUGACGGUCAGCUGUCAGUCCCAGAACCUGACCAUGGUACCGGUCGGGGUGCCGUACGACUCGCAGCGUGUUUUCCUCCAGAACAACCACAUCACAGAGCUCCGCUCUGACUCCUUUGGCUUCGAGACACAGGUUCUGUGGCUUUAUGGUAACAACAUUACGUGGAUCGAAGCAGGUGCUUUUAGUAACCUCAGGGUGCUGGAGGAGCUGGAUCUGGGGGAUAACCCUUCGCUGCGACACUUGGAAGGUGGAGCCUUCAGGGGCCUGGAGAAGCUGCAGAGCUUGCACAUGCACCGCUGCAAGCUUGCAACUCUCCCCCAUGACCUCUUCCACAAGCUCUACAGUCUGCAGUUCCUCUACCUGCAGGAGAAUCAACUCCACUUUCUGCAAGAUGAUCUGUUCUCCGAUCUGGUCAAUCUGUCGCAUCUGUUCCUGCAUGGAAACCGGAUCCGUGCCCUGUCCGAAAAUGCCUUUCGUGGUUUGGUCAACCUGGAUCGCCUCCUCCUCCAUGACAACCGCAUCAAGCAGGUCCAUCGCCGGGCGUUCCGUGACCUGGGACGUCUGACGAUCCUGUACCUGUUCAACAAUUCCCUAGCUGAGCUCCCUGGACAGGCGAUGAAGGACACUCAGGGCAUCCAAUUCCUCCGGCUGAAUGCCAACCCGUGGUCCUGUGGCUGCGAGGCCCGUACGCUGUGGGAGUGGUUUCGUGAAGCUCGCAUAUCAUCCUCCGAGUUGAUGUGCACCUCACCGUCCCAGCGUCGGGGGCAAGACCUUCGAUUCCUCCGAGAGCUGGACUUUGCCCUGUGUCCCCUGCCUGACCCUGGGUCCCUGACAGGAACCACCACCACCACAUUCAGCACAAAAACACGCUGGUGGCUCUCUAAGAACAAGCCGGCCUCAUCAUCCAAGUCCUCAUACCAGAAAAACACUGAGAUCGUCAAGGAAUUCCCCUUCUCCGCAGUGAAGCCCAAGUACACCUACAGAAAACAAGCUCAGUCCUUCCCCACUCGUUACGAACCCUCUGAGGAGGAAGUAGCUCUUCCGAAGGUUGACCAGGAAGAAUACUGGGCCAACUAUGGCAAUGAAGAUGCCUCCAUCCGCUGCUUAGAGAUGGAGUGCCCCCCUGGGUAUGACAACCUACCCUUCCCCUCUUCCUCUAUUCCUGGACAAGCAAGUCCAGUCCUCCUUCACCUGCUCUUUGUCUGUGCAGCGACAAUCCUACUUCAGUUCCUCUUCGGUUGAACUCCUCUCGACACCUUUUUUCUUAGUUUGCUCCAACUUGCUCUUUCUAGCAAAACAUGGGUCACAAUUCCCUAAAUCUACUGGGUAUUGCUCCACUCAGAUGAGGAAAGACAGAGGUAAGUUUAGAGCGUUUAGAACCUACAGUAUCAUCUGAUGUCAGGUCCAACCAGACACGACAAGAAGGAAGCCUACACUGUUACACACCUGACACUCAAUGUCUCACCGCAUACAGUGUCAUGAAGGUGUUGUGGUAAAUCGACAAUAUUUGUUUUCUAAGAAGACAUGGAUUCUGUUUCUGAGAUGACAAUGACAUAGCAUCACUACAGUUCCUGAACAGGAGUGAGGGACAAGUCAAUCUGAGAGAUGGAAUUACAGCAAGCAAAUGUCUUUUAUAAUUCUACAAGACAAUGGAUGGAUGCCAGAAAACACACAUCAUCCCACGCCUGUACAUAGCAACACUAAAUGGUGUGUAUUUUAAUAGCGAUAGAGAAGUGAGCCUUAUUUUGCUACCUGUGAACAUUACUGUUCAGACUGAGCACAUUCUCGCAUCACAAGCAUUUUUUCCCUCCUGGGAAAACUACUCACAAC
Synchiropus splendidus (mandarinfish) is the source of this 2059-nucleotide messenger RNA. RefSeq names its product reticulon 4 receptor-like 2b (gene rtn4rl2b). The record is from RefSeq and is a predicted model, not a curated record. NCBI's taxonomy places the organism in Eukaryota, Metazoa, Chordata, Actinopteri, Syngnathiformes, Callionymidae. Gene Ontology annotation, cellular component: plasma membrane. The transcript is spliced from 4 exons. Gene Ontology annotation, molecular function: protein binding. Bases 86 to 1471 code for a protein of 461 amino acids.